Messenger RNA from Vombatus ursinus (common wombat), 1896 nucleotides. RefSeq names its product myeloid leukemia factor 2 (gene MLF2). Gene Ontology annotation, biological process: regulation of DNA-templated transcription. Bases 259 to 1005 code for a protein of 248 amino acids. Gene Ontology annotation, cellular component: cytoplasm; nucleus. The record is from RefSeq and is a predicted model, not a curated record. The transcript is spliced from 8 exons. Lineage: Eukaryota; Metazoa; Chordata; Mammalia; Diprotodontia; Vombatidae.
UGGUGCUUGGGGGCAACGGUAGCAACGGCAGCAGCAGCAGGAGGAAAAGGAGGAGGAGCAGGGGAGGAAGGAAGGAUCGUUCGGCCUCGCUACCCGCCUCAGCGCGCCCCGGGCCCAUCGGAGCAGCCAGCCAGGGCCGCGACUCCGCGGGCCUGCGCCACGCACGGGAUCGGGCCCGGCCGGAUGGGCGCCUGAGCCUCGGGCCCCUCAGCGCCCUGGAUCGGGGCCGGUUCAGAGCUCCCGGAAGCUGAGAGCAGGAUGUUCCGGUUCAUGAGGGACGGAGAGCCUGAGGAUCCCAUGUUCCUCAUGGACCCUUUUGCUAUUCAUCGACAACACAUGAGUCGGAUGUUGUCAGGAGGCUUUGGCUAUAGCCCUUUCCUUAGCAUUACAGAUGGGAGCAUACCAGGGGCUCGACCUGCUAGUAGAAGGAUGCAGGCUGGAGCUGUCUCACCCUUUGGGAUGCUGGGAAUGACAGGUGGCUUCAUGGACAUGUUUGGGAUGAUGAAUGAUAUGAUUGGGAAUGUGGAACACAUGACAACUGGAGCCAACUGUCAGACCUUUUCAUCCUCCACUGUCAUCUCUUACUCCAACCUGGGUGACGGCGCUCCCAAAGUCUACCAAGAAACAUCUGAGAUGCGCUCAGCACCAGGUGGGAUCCGAGAAACCAGGAGAACAGUGAGGGACUCUGAUAGUGGACUAGAGCAGAUGUCCAUUGGGCAUCACAUCCGAGACAGGGCACACAUCCUCCAGCGUUCCCGAAAUCACCGAACAGGGGACCAGGAAGAACGGCAGGACUACAUCAAUUUGGAUGAGAGUGAUGCUGAAGCUUUUGACAAUGAGUGGAGGAGAGAGACAUCCCGAUACCGGCCACAGCGCCCCCUGGAAUUUCGUCGCCAUGAGGCUGCUGGGGCGGGUGGGGGUAGAAGGGCUGAGGGACCUCCUCGGCUGGCUAUACAGGGCCCUGAGGAUUCCCCCUCUCGACAGUCACGACGCUAUGACUGGUGAGGGCCCCCAGGUGCUCUCAUAAGUGUUGGUGGGGAAGGGAUCACAGGUGAGGGAUGAAGUCCCUCAGUCAUUCCUCUGGCAUUUGGAGGAAACCCACUUGUUCCUAAUAUUGUGGAGUGGGGUGAAGAUCCUCUUAGAGCCUAUUUUGGUGAUAGAGGUCUCAGCUGGUCUAAGAAAGGAAAGAAAUUCUCCUAAAUUGGAGAGUUGACCGCAACCACCAAGACCCUCAUCAUCCAGCUUCUGUUUUCCCGCCUUCCUUCCUUCCUUCCUAUAUGACAAGCUUUCUUUCCUACCACCUCUCGGUACAUUCUGUGAGGGUAAGAAAAAUCACCCCUCGGAACAAUUCCCUUCCCCCAAUUUAAUAUUAAAUAGAGGUGAGCUGGCCCCUUCAAGCUUAGGAAGUCUUAGGGGGAGCUUUUCACUGCCCCUUUACUGCUUUUACUUGGCCCGUCUCCCCUUCUCAAUCUCACCCUCCCAUAGUGAAUUUACUGACUUUUUUUUUUCUGUUGCUCCCUGGUCACUUGAUUUUUUUUUCUCCCCUUUAGCCCCCAAUAAGUACAAAGCCCCUUAGGAUAAGUUCUGGGGGUAGGAGCCCCAUUUCCCCCCAAAGGUCUAUUAGUGGCCACUGGAUCCUUUCUCAUCUCUACCUAGAAGUCCCAUGUUUGGGGCUGUGCCCCCUCCCUACUAGCUGGGUAAGGGGUGGGUAUUGGGUCCUCUUUCCUCUUGUCCUCUAAUCCUAUGCCCCCAUGUACCUAUGCACAAGUGUGUGCACACACAAACACAUACACACACAGACACACACACACUCCGUCUCUGCGUCCCUUUGCCCUUUGGGUUUGUGUGUGUAUGUAACUUGUAACUUUAUGGAAUAAAGGGGAAUGGAAAAGAAGA